GUCAAGAGGUUUGUGAAGGUUAAUUGAAGACUUUUCAGAAAAAAAUCGUGUACCUGUGCAAAGUGUGUUCUGUUCCUUCGUGUGAAUGCAUUACUACUAUAAAUAGAAAACUAAUUGUGAAAGAAGUGUGCUUAUGUUACGGAAUAUUCUGGCGCCAUCCUAUCGUAGGUGAACUACCGUUCGUUAACGAAGGUGGACUGUGUAAUAGGAAUUAAUCAUGUCCCACCACAGCGAUGACAACAUGCUGAUAGCGACGAGCGACUCCUUCUGGGAGCCAGGCAACUACAAGCGUACCACCAAGAGGAUCGAGGACGGCUACAAACUGUGCAACGACCUCAUGCAGCUGAUCCAAGAGCGAGCGGACAUCGAGAAGGCGUAUGCCAAGAGUCUCAAAGGCUGGUCCAAGAAGUGGAACGACCUCAUAGAGAAGGGCCCCGAGUAUGGUACGACGGAAGCGGCGUGGAAGGGUGUGUUAGUAGAAUCGGAUAGAUUAUGUGAUUUACACUUGAAAGUUAAAGAUAAUCUUUGUAACGAUGUUAUGCAGCAAGUAAAAACAUGGCAAAAGGACACGUAUCACAAGAGUAUGAUGCAGAUAAAGGAGCGAAAAGAAAUGGAAGACUCUUUUAAAAAAGCCCAGAAGCCUUGGUCGAAACUGUUGGCGAAAGUAAACAAAGCCAAAGUGGACUACCACACCUCCUGCAAGACGGAAAAAUCCGCCUCCAAUCAAGAGAGAAACGCCUCGGCUGACAGUUCGCUCUCGCCUGACCAGGUUAAGAAAAUGCAGGACAGAGUUCAGAAAUCAAAAGAAGAGGUCCAGAAGGCUAAAGAGAAAUACGAGGCUGCUCUUGAUGAAAUAAAUGCUUACAAUCCAAAAUACAUGGAAGAUAUGACUGUUGUGUUUGAAAAGUGCCAAGAAGUGGAAGCACAGCGAUUACACUUCUUCAAGGAGAUUAUGUUUGGCAUUCACAAGUGCCUCAAUGUGUCUCAGGACCCAGUGCUUCCUCAAAUCUAUGAAGAAUUCUACCACACAAUCAACAAUGCUGACCAUGAGAAAGACCUCAAGUGGUGGUCCAAUACGCAUGGGGUUAACAUGGCAAUGAAUUGGCCUUAUUUUGAAGAAUACACUGAGGAGUUCAGGGACAUAGCGAAGGGCAAGUCUAAGGAAGCGAUCCCUAUGGGGAUAACUCUGAUCAACCAGCGACCUGUUGGAGAGGACUUGCAUGUAAACCCCUUUUUUGAAUAUCCACCACCGAAUAAUAAAACAGCAAAGAAACCAGCAGCUUCUACUGGUCGUGUUAUUUCUGAUGUAACACAAGAAAGCAAAACGGAAGCUAAUAAUUCUUCAAAACCUAAGGACAAACCUGACACUGCAAAUAGAAGUUCAACUAUAACGAAUGGUACGAGGCAAGAAGCCAAUCCUUUUGAGGAGGAGGAAUGGGAUGAAGAGGGCGGGGAGGCGUUAGUGGACAACGGAGAGCCUGGUGUUCCAGUCAAGGCCCUCUACGACUACGAGGGUGCAGAGUCAGACGAGCUCAGUUUUAAACAAGGUGAUGUUUUUGAAAAACUAGAAGAUGAAGAUGAACAGGGGUGGUGCAAGGGAAGAAAAGACGGACGUGUGGGACUGUACCCUGCAAAUUAUGUUGAAUUAGUGGCUCAGUAAUUAAAUAUCUGUGACUGAAAUUUGUGAUGUGUUUCCUUGUUGGAUGUCGUAGCCCAGUUACUAUGCAAAAUGAACAGAGAUGACCAGUAAUGAUUAAUACUCACAAAAGAAGGAUUGCAAUCUUUCUGUAUACGUAUGUACAUUAUGAGUAAAUGUAAGUUGGAGAAUGUGGAGAAGUGAGGAACAACACCCAGGAUGUAGUUUUAGAUUGACCUGUCUUCCGAUUUUGCUCACCCUUCUUCCAUUCAACAUUCAGGUCUAGGUACAAUGGGAGAUUGUCUCAACUAAAACACCUCACCCACACUGAAAAUAUCAACAUUGACUUGUGGGCGUGAACGUAUUAUCAUAAGUUAGAUCUUAGAGUUGACAAUGCGUGUGGAGAGAAACGAACAUUUGAGAUCAACAAUAACACAAGAAGUUCAGACUUUAUAUGUAUAUAAUAUGUAUGAUUUGUGUGUUUCUUGCCAUAAGAGAGUUAUUUUCAACCAAGUUUGUUUUUAAUUUUUCAUCAAAAGAAUUUAUUGGAAUGAGGUUUUUUUAUUUGUAAAAAUACACACUAGCACAUACAAGUGUGAUUUUCUUCCUGAUAAUGUUAAUUUGAAAAUUUAAAGAGUUGUUAACUUUAAUGUCAUAUCUAUUUAUAACAUUUGUGUAUAUUUAAAGCAUCAUGAAUGAAUAGCAUGGCGACAAGCUUUUGCAUUUACAUUCUGGUUUCUUUUUGGAUGAGGCCUAACACUGACUAAAUAGUUCCUGUGGAAUUAGAAAUAACACACAGGAAAUGCUGAAGUAUGAUUUCGGAACCUUCCUUUGUCAACUUUGUGUGGUAGGGUCAUAUACUGCAAAUAGCCCUGCACUAAAGACUAUGGUCAUCUCGUUUAUGUAGAAAUUGUUCCACAUGUUCAUUUUGCAGCUUGGGUUUAACAAGGAUUAAAAAGUGAGAACUGUGAAAAGCAAGUGAGAAAGAAGUGUGUUUGCUAAGAGACACUCAUGUUAAAGUAUUGUAUUAAAUAAAAUUCCUACAUUAAUGAAGAACUGAGGAAAGCUCCUUGUGUUCUUGCAUCAGUGUUUGAUACUGCUACGUACCAGUUUUUAGUACCAAUCUACUCUACACAGGAUCACUGUGCUAUCGAGUUGAGAUGUUCCCUAGAUUGAAAUUUUAUUUAAAUGCACUGCUGUGUUCAGCGUCUUUGGUUUUGUAGAACUUGUCUGUAACAUAUAAGUACUCUUAAUAGUUUUCUUCUGUAUUUAUUAUUUGACAAAACAAGUAAUUGAAACAUCUACCAUGUUAUAUGUUUCUAUAUAUAAAUAUACUUCACAUAUAUAAAAGAAAGCAAGACUGUACAUAUAAUUCUGUCUAAUAGCAAUUAGUUCUCUUCAAUUACUUGUUUUGUUGAAUCAAGUAUUAUUCUACUAACUUUUGCUGUACAUUAUCUCUUGUUUUAUGUAUUUUUUGAUUUUAUGGAUUUUUUUAUGGGAAUGUAAAUGAAGUGGUAAUAGUUCAUUGCAUGAUGUAGUAGGAAAAUUGACGUACCGUUACACUAUAUUUAAUGUACAUUUUCCCCUGUCUCUGUCUCUUUACCUCUGAAUACUGUAUUUCUGAAAAGCUAAUGAAUGUUUGUAUUUUGAGAAAUGUAAAUUCUCUAGAGUACUUCUUCAGCAACUUGAUAGCAGUGAAGUUUGUGUUGAUGCAAUAAUGUAGGAAGAGGGGACUUGUAGUUAUGUACAAAACUCAAUAACAAAGUCAUGGCUAAAUUUUAUUAUUUUUGUUAUAUACCUUAUUGUUCUUUUAAUUGCCUCUCCUGUAGUGGUAUUGUUUUGCAUAUUUCAAGUCUAAAUCAGACAGCAAAUGUAGCUUGGUAGUCUAGAAGAGGGUUGUCUCAAUACUAAUAAAAAAAAAUCUUGUUUGGCUCUCACAGCAACAUUCAAAUUCUAAACGUUUGAUAAAAAAAUUAUGCAUUCAUCCAUGAUCAUGAUGUGGAUAAUAAUCAUUUCAUCCACAAAUAUCUACGAAAACAAUGCAAAAACUUGUUUUAAAUAUUAGAUUGUUUUUAUGAUGGCAGAUGAUAACAUCUCAAGGCGAAAGACUUAUUUCUUUUCUAGUCACAAUAUUGUUGUCCACAAAAACUAUAAAAACAUUUAAGGAAAGCAUUUUCUCUCGUUACCUAAAUGGAUUUGUUAUAUUUAAUUAAAAUUUUAUUACUUACAUUUACAAACUGUGGUGGGUAAGUAUAAAACUAGUUUCAUUGUAUUUCGUAUCUGUUCUGUCAAUGGCUACCCUAAUCUAGACCACUAAAGUUGUCACAUAAGGUUAGCAUUUUUGUGACAUAUUUGUAAUGCAUGUUACAUUACUAUUGUAUAUAGUAUUCAAACGAUUCGUAUUAAUAAAUGACCACAUAGCAUGUUAAAUCCCAAGAAAGCUGCAUAUUUCAUUGACAUGCUUCAGCAUAAAUAUAUUUUGACUAAGUGCUUUAUUAGCCGAGAAUUAAUUACUAAAGUAAGAAAAUUUGUAUUGAAUCCUCUAUGUAUGAAUCAAGAAAUUUAUGUGAGUUUAGGGAUUUCAGAAUACCAGGAAAUAGAACUAUAUUUCUAUAUUGAUGGUACAUUCCAUCAACUGACUUUAUUUUUACAUCUUUCUAGAUAUUGCUGUAUUUCUCUUAAGCCAUGGAGUAAACCACUAUGCUGUGUCUUUAUAGAUCCCAAACACCAUGUGUGGUGGUAAAGGCAUUGAAAUUAUAUUCACCACAAUGAAGUGUUCAACUUUUGUUUCAAUAUGGAAAUUGUUAUAUAUAAUUAGACUGCUUCUGAUAUACUAAUGUUUGUUAAAAUAAUAUUUGUGGUACAAAAUCAUUUAUUUCUCAACCAACAAUCGAAAUAUUUUGACAGUAAGAUAACUUAGUGAAAUUUAAAUGAAGUGGCAGCUCUGUUAAUGGCCAAUCAGGGCCAUUUCAACAUUAAAUAUUUAUUUACACUAAAUAUUAGAAAGUGGUAGAAAUAUUGAGAUUGAUUGGUUGGAAAAAUGAUUAUUGAUUUCAAUUAAGAAUCUGUGAUGGAAAUAAAAAUUGUUGUGUUUAAAAUUUUUGCAGGCUGUAUGCAUUGGUUGUGCAAGAUUUUAUAAUAGUAUAUUUAAUUUUUCAUGAGUAUUGCAAAAUACACAUAUGUUCUUCAAAGCUUGUAAAUAUAUUUAAACAAUAAGUACACCUUGCACACAUACGAUGGGAAAGAAAAUUGACGAAAAGGAUAUGAAAAUGUGAUUCUUGAAGCAAAUGAUACUUUUUAGGUACCUUUCUUUUCUUUUAUUAUUUUUUUCUUGUUAGAAGGUAUGUAACAACAAAUUUGCGUUUUUCUCAAGCAGAUAUUUUUUAACUUGCAAGAUCAUGGAAGCAAGUUAGAGCAAGAUAUACACUAGUGGAUAGAGAGUCCAUUCAAAAAUAAUUAUUUACAACGCAUUUGCGAGAGACACAAAUGCAAAAUAGGGUCUCAUAUGUAGGGUUUUAAGUAAUUACAUGAAUUCAUUUUCAUUUCAGGUGAGGAAAAUACAAUUGUUAAUAUGACAUAAGAUCUACAAUAGACUAGUUUUUGUACUAGUUCCAGCAGAUCACAUAUCGAGGGAAGGAAAAAUGAAGGCAUAAAAUGAAGUUUAUAUAAAUUAUUUACACAAUUAGCAUGAGACAACAUUUAAAAAGAUUAACAUUAUAGAUAUUUAUUUAUGAGAUUUUAGAGUGAUAGCUAAUAAGAGUCAAAACUUCGUACUCUGAGUAGUUGGUAAAUUGGGCGACACCAUGAUGACCAUGAGAUUGUCAUUACUGCUCAAUACUUUUGCUGGCUCUUUAAGUAUCCUUUUUGAAUAAUGUUCAUAACCUUUCGUUGUGUGGCCAAUACGGAAAUUACUUAUGCUUCUGGUAAUAUAAAAUGACUGCACUGCAGAAUUCACGAAGAUAUGUUCUAUUUAGACCCUUGAUAAUAAAAUUAUAAUAGUCUGAUAUAAAAUGUUCAAGAGUUUGCCAAGAGAAGGAUGUGGUUAUCGAGUGACAAGAUCUUUUGCUCAGGGGAAAUGUUGCACUCAAAAUGAAGAGGUUUUGAAAAUAAAACAUUUGUUUAUUCUUAAAUCCAUAAAAAAAUGCAUGACUUCUGUUCAGUGUGUGCUAUGUGUUAGAUGAAAUAUAGUGGUAAAGAGAAAAUAAGCUACUAUUAAUAUACUAAUAUUAUUGAAAAAAUUGAAUUGAUCCUUUUAACAUUUACCCAGGGUCGGAAUUAGAUACUGUGAGGACUAUCAUUUCAUUAUUGUACUAGGGCACACCUUCAGAAAAAUAUCUUUCACGGUUAUAAAAAAGCUUUAAUUCUGAAAGAAUAGUAAUUUACAUCAUAAGGCAAGAAAGUCUACCUUUUCAUGAUGAGACUGGCGAAUUCAUCUGCUGAGGCUGGC
This is a messenger RNA of Gryllus bimaculatus (two-spotted cricket), 6083 nucleotides long. NCBI's taxonomy places the organism in Eukaryota, Metazoa, Arthropoda, Insecta, Orthoptera, Gryllidae. The record is from the annotation of a GenBank genome assembly.